Solanum lycopersicum (tomato) is the source of this 2621-nucleotide messenger RNA. RefSeq lists its product as uncharacterized. Gene Ontology annotation, molecular function: protein binding. The record is from RefSeq and is a predicted model, not a curated record. NCBI's taxonomy places the organism in Eukaryota, Viridiplantae, Streptophyta, Magnoliopsida, Solanales, Solanaceae.
UCUAAUCUCCAAUCUUGACCACGAGUGGGCUCGGGGUCAUAUCAAGUUUCAAUUGAGUUAGUUUGCUAUUGAGUCCCUUUCUAUUUUCUGUUUUGCAUUUUAAUCCUCCUUCUUUGAUACCCACAAUAUAUAUAUAUAACAGAAUGAACUCAUUAUUCUUCUCUCUGUAAUUCUUUUUCCCCAUUACAUCAGUUGGAAACCAACACUUUUAUCUUGAAAAUGACGAAACGAAGAAGGUCUCAGGACAGAAUUUCCGAUUUGCCAGAAGAAUCAGUGAACGGUAUUUCCGAUUUGCCAGAAGAAUCAGUGAACGGUAUUUCCAAUUUGCCAGAAGAAUCAGCGAACGAAAUUUCCAAUUUGCCAGAAGAAUCAGUGAACGGUAUUUCCAAUUUGCCAGAAGAAUCAGUGAACGGUAUUUCCAAUUUGCCAGAAGAAUCAGUGAACGAAAUUUCCAAUUUGCCAGAAGAUUCAGUGAACGGUAUUUCCAAUUUGCCAGAAGAAUCAGUGAACGAAAUUUCCAAUUUGCCAGAAGAAUCAGUGAACAGAAUUUCCAAUUCGCCAGUGGACAGAAUUUCGAAUUUGCCAGUGAACGGUAUGUCGAAUUCGCCAGUGAACAGAGUUUCCAAUUCGCCAUUGGACAGAAUUUCGAAUUUGCCAACGGAUAUAAUCCGUGAAAUUCAGUCUUAUCUUCCAUGGAAAGUUGGCGCGAAAUUCAAUAUUUUGUCGAAAAUAUGGCGAAGAAUUUGGGCUUCUCAUCCUAGAAUUAUUUUGGACGAAAUGGAUUUUGGUGCCGACUAUUCAGAAUAUCGUGUUUCAGAUAAAGCUAAAAGAGUUGCCUUCUUGAGUUACUUGAUCAAGUUGUUAGAAAGCCGUAAGAGUCCCUCUGAAUACGAUUGUGAUAUUGACAAACUCUUUCUUCGAAUGACAACACUUGAAGACUCUCCUCCUCCUAAAAAUCUGGUAAAGAAGUGGAUUUGUUUUGCCUUGGAAAAAAACGUUAAAUUGUUAUCUCUUGCUUUAAAGACGAUUUACCCUAAUCAUUACUACCUGCAUGGUAUUGCAUUUUGCUCUACUACAUUAGUUGAUUUAACUAUAUCCGAUUGUCACAUUACGAAUUGUUCAUUCAAGCUUCCUGCUCUUAAGUUUCUCUUUCUAUUCGUUGUUUGCAUUGAGGAUCAUCAUUUCAAGGAUCUCAUUGCUGCUUGUCCUCGAAUUGAAAAACUACGUGUUCUGGAUACUCAAAAAUUGCAUACUAUUGUAGUUUCAAAUCCUCAACUGAAAUCUUUCGGAGUUCAUCUUCCUUGUUCUGAUGGUAAAAUACGUAUAGAGUCCCAAAAUCUUCAUUCACUUGAAUUUAUUUCAUUCAUUGUGGACUUGUGUGAAUUAGAGAUUACUUCCACAACAACCGUAAGAGAGUUGACAUUGCGAAAAGCUUAUCAUCAAGAGACAGUGAUGCAUUUUAUGAAAAAAUUCCCUCUACUUGAGAAACUCAAGAUAGAUGAUUGCACUAUCUUAAGUGAAGCUGAGAUUAAUCCAUUGCCAACAGUACGGAAUUUGACAUUGCGAAGAGCUUAUCAUGAAGAGACAUUGUUGAAUUUUAUAGGAAAAUUCCCUCUACUUGAGAAACUCGAGAUAGAUGAUUGCAGUAUCUUAAGUGAAGCUGAGAUUAAUCCAAUGCCAACGGUACAGAAGUUGACAUUGCGUAAUGUUUGUCAAGAAAAUACGGCAUGGGCGGUUUUUUUAGAAAAAUUCCCUCUACUUGAGAAACUCCUGAUAGAUGAUUGUGAUAUGGUAAGUGAAUUUGAGACUGGUCCAUUGCCAACAGUAAGGAAUCUGACAUUGUGUAAUGUUAGAGAAAAAUAUACGACAUGGACGGAUUUUAUCAACAAAUUCACUCUACUUGAGAAACUGAUCAUAGCUGAUUGUAAGUUGCAAAUGCUUCAUCUUUCUCAACCAAAUUUGGCUAGCUUGGUGCUGAUGGAUUGCAUUGUAGAAGACGAGGUACAAAUAAAUUCAUCCAAGUUAAAAUCGUUGGAGUUCAAGGGUCGUCUCACAAAAAUUAAGGGCAUAGAAGAUCUGAAAGAAUUGGAAUUCGUUAAGGUAUAUUUAGAUCCUGUAAGGCUUUCUAAAUGCUGGUACAGAUGGUUUAGGGAUAUUUUGAAGUCGUGUGCUCGUUCCAAGCAUUUGAGUGUGAUCUGCAAUAGUAAAAAGGUUAUCAUCAAUCCUAAAUAUGUAACAGACAUAUUGCCAGUAACUAAUAUGGAGCAUCUGGAGUUGGAAAUUAUUUCACGUCAUGGUACUUUUGAAGAGGUUAUAGAUGACUUCAUUAGUAUCCUUCCAGAUUUGAAGACUUUGUCAUUGACUUUGGGUUACACCACAAAGUUCUUCCAGUUUAGUAGAGCGGAUAAUGUGCUCUCAGCAAAAGAAGUGCCCAAUCCAAACCUGAUAAGAUUUUGAGAUUGGAGAAGUUGUGCAGCCAAAUAAUUGUUCCAUGAUUUGAAAGAAUGCUUUUGUUCUGCUUCUUUUGACAAAAACUGAUGAAGUUACUGUUUGUUUCUGUACAUUUCGGAGAAGAAAUAUUUUGCUCAUUCAAGGUUGAUUUGCUAUGUUUCAUUACUCUA